This is a messenger RNA of Ctenocephalides felis (cat flea), 1366 nucleotides long. Its product is annotated as F-box/SPRY domain-containing protein 1. The record is from RefSeq and is a predicted model, not a curated record. Gene Ontology annotation, molecular function: protein binding. Gene Ontology annotation, biological process: synapse assembly involved in innervation; proteasome-mediated ubiquitin-dependent protein catabolic process. The coding region runs from base 249 to 1016 and encodes 255 amino acids. Gene Ontology annotation, cellular component: SCF ubiquitin ligase complex; synapse. The transcript is spliced from 4 exons. NCBI's taxonomy places the organism in Eukaryota, Metazoa, Arthropoda, Insecta, Siphonaptera, Pulicidae.
UACAACACUGUCUGACAUUUUAACAUGUCAAAAUUGCCAACGAAAAUAGAUGUCAAUUUAUGUAAGAUUCAACAAUGUUAAGAAAUGUGUAUAUAAUGCCAAAUUAUUUAUUUUUAGUGAAUUAUUAACACUAUGCAUUUGCAAUUAUUUCUUUUAAAUCUUUUAACAAUGAUUUAGUGCUUCUAAAUUUAAUAUAAUGGUGAACUUGGUGAAAUAAGUGUGUGCAGAACAAUAUCAAAACCGGCAAGAUGGUCGACUCUAUUGCAGAUAGGGUUCCGGACCAUGUCUUAGAAGUGAUAUUUUCAUAUUUAGAUUUGCACGAACUAAGAAAUUGUUCAUUGGUGUGUAAAAAUUGGUACAGAUUUUUGAAUGAUGAAAACAAUGACGUAUGGAGAAUGCACUGUAUUAGUAAGCUUGCAGAAGAAGCAUUGAAAUCUGAUUUGUUAUCUUCUCUCCCUACUUAUAAAUCAAAAUUACGAGCUUUUUAUCAUGCAUGGAAUCCUAAUGAUUGUUCAAGAAAUGUCUACAUAAAGCCCAAUGGAUUUACAUUACAUAGAAAUCCGGUUGCUCAAAGUACAGAUGCAUCACGAGGUAAAAUAGGUUUUCGUCAUGGUAGACAUACUUGGGAAGUCAUAUGGGAAGGCCCACUUGGAACUGUAGCUGUUAUUGGAAUUGCAACGAAAGAUGCUUCGCUGCAAUGCCAUGGAUAUGUUGCUUUGUUGGGAUCAGAUGAUCAAAGUUGGGGUUGGAAUUUAGUAGACAAUCAUUUGCUUCAUAAUGGUGAUGCGCAAGGAAAUUAUCCAUUAUUAAAUAAUGCACCGAAAUAUCAAGUUGGUGAACGAAUACGAGUUAUACUAGACUGUGAUGAUAACACAUUAUCCUUUGAGAAAAAUUAUGAAUUUUUAGGUGUUGCAUUUCGAGGUUUGCCAGAGAAAAAACUGUAUCCAACUGUUUCAGCUGUAUACGGGAAUACUGAAGUGUCUAUGAUAUAUCUAGGUCCUCCAUUAGAUGGCUAACAUGCACUUUUUAGACCUGUUGCAGGUCAAUUCUGGAGAGAGAUAAAGAUCUGUACUUAUAAAUUACUGUUUUUUAAAAUUUCUAAUCCAUAUUGUAUGAAAAAAUGUCUUAAAAGAAAGCUAUAUAGAUAUUGUUUCAGCAACAAAACACCUAAAAAAGUGAGGAAAUUAGGAAGACGUAAAAGUUCAUUUAAUAGAUUUCUAAUACAAAAUGUAAUCUCAAUUUAUUCAGUUUUUUUUUUAAAUUGAACUUUAGAUGUUAAUAUUAUUGUUAUAGAAAAUAUAGCAAUAACAGAUUCAUAAAUAUAUUUAAUAUUGUUGACAAAUAUGAAAUCCAUAAACAAAGAAUC